Molecule: messenger RNA, 5923 nt
Organism: Pteropus alecto (black flying fox)
Lineage: Eukaryota; Metazoa; Chordata; Mammalia; Chiroptera; Pteropodidae
Gene: CILK1
Product: intestinal cell kinase
Exons: 14
Coding region: 519-2417 (632 amino acids)
Biological process (GO): cilium assembly; intracellular signal transduction; intraciliary transport
Cellular component (GO): nucleus; cilium; cytoplasm
Molecular function (GO): protein serine/threonine kinase activity; ATP binding
Source: RefSeq, a predicted model, not a curated record
GCGCCCCGGGGCGGCCUGCACGCGGUGCAGGGACGCGCAGGGCCAGCGAGGGGAGCUGCAGGGUAACUUCCCAGGGAAAGCGGCCGGUCGUCCCCGCUAAAAGCCUCCCUGCCUUUUGUUUGUUUUCCUGCCGGAGACUGGAGAGCAGCCGGGUUCCUGCUGCUCUACCAUGCGCCGCGCGGCCCGUGCAACUCGCCAGACCUCUCGGGCGUCCCUGCACGGACGCCUCGGCCUCUCCUAGCAGGGAUCGCCCCGACUCCCCAUUCCCGAGCGGGCUGCUGCGCUCCACUCGCAGAGGAGCUGCGCUCACCGCAGGGGCGGGCCCCCGCCUAUGUUCGCGGCGCCUGUAGAAGACUGAUCUUUGAAAAUAUGUAUUUGGGAGACAGUCACGUUGUAUUGAAUACCUUGUGCUGGUGCUGCCAUAGAAAAAUCUGGUUACACUCUGGGGAGGCCUGCUGCCACUGCAGGACUGAACCACCUCGGCCCUGAGAUGAGUGUCCGGCCUGAGCGGGCACACCAUGAAUAGAUACACAACGAUCAAGCAGCUUGGGGAUGGAACCUACGGUUCCGUCCUGCUGGGAAGAAGCAUUGAAUCCGGGGAACUGAUUGCUAUUAAAAAAAUGAAAAGAAAGUUUUAUUCCUGGGAGGAAUGCAUGAACCUUCGGGAGGUUAAGUCUUUAAAGAAGCUAAACCACGCCAAUGUAGUAAAAUUAAAAGAGGUUAUCAGGGAAAAUGAUCAUCUUUAUUUUAUCUUCGAGUACAUGAAGGAAAAUCUUUACCAGCUCAUUAAAGAAAGAAAUAAGUUGUUUCCUGAGUCUGCUAUAAGGAAUAUCAUGUACCAAAUAUUGCAAGGACUUGCAUUUAUUCACAAACACGGCUUCUUCCAUCGAGACUUAAAGCCUGAGAACCUUCUCUGCAUGGGACCAGAACUUGUGAAAAUUGCAGACUUUGGAUUGGCCCGAGAAAUCCGAUCAAGACCUCCAUACACAGACUAUGUAUCUACCAGAUGGUACAGGGCUCCGGAGGUGCUCCUGAGGUCCACCCACUACAGCUCUCCCAUUGACAUCUGGGCUGUAGGCUGCAUCAUGGCAGAAGUGUACACCCUCAGGCCACUCUUCCCUGGGUCCAGUGAAAUUGACACGAUCUUCAAAAUUUGCCAAGUGUUGGGGACACCGAAGAAGACCGACUGGCCUGAAGGCUACCAACUUUCAAGUGCGAUGAACUUCCGCUGGCCCCAGUGCAUACCCAAUAACCUGAAGACCUUGAUUCCAAAUGCUAGCAGCGAAGCAAUUCAGCUCCUGAGAGACAUGCUUCAGUGGGAUCCCAAGAAACGGCCAACAGCUAGUCAGGCGCUUCGAUAUCCUUAUUUCCAGGUUGGGCACCCAUUGGGCAGCACCACACAGAGCCUUCAGGAUUCAGGAAAACCACAGAAAGACAGCCUGGAAAAGGCAGGCCUACCUCCUCACAUGAAGCCAGUCCCGCCUGCCCAGCCCCCAACCAAGCCACACUCACGAAUUUCUUCGAGACAACAUCAAGCCAGCCAGCCCUCUCAGCAUCUCACGUACCCCUACAAAGCAGAGGCUUCCAGGACAGAUCACCCGAACCAUGUUCCUGAGGGCAAACCAAACCCGUUGCUCUUCCCAUCCCUCCAUGCAAAGAAUCCUCAGGCAAAAAUCCUUGCUGGCCUGGAACACAAAAAUGGUGAGAUCAAGCCAAAGAGUAGGAGAAGGUGGGGUCUUGUUUCCAGGUCAACAAAAGAUUCCGAUGACUGGACUGACUUGGAUGACUUGGAAUUCAGUCCAUCCCUCACCAGGAUUGACCUGAAGAACAAGAAAAGACAGAGUGAUGAGACUCUCUGCAGAUUUGAGAGUGUUUUGGACCUGAAGCCCUCUGAGCCAGUGGGGACAGGAAAUAGCGCCCCCACCCAGACUUCAUAUCAGAGGCGAGACACGCCCACCCUGAGAUCCUCGGCCAAGCAGCACUACUUGAAGCACUCCCGAUACUUGCCUGGAAUAAAUAUAAGAAAUGGUAUACUCCCGACUCCAGGCAAGGAUUUUAUUCCAUCUAACCCAUGGUCUAGUUCUGGUUUGUCUGGAAAAUCUUCAGGGACGGUGUCAGUAAUCAGCAAAAUAAAUUCAGUUGGUUCCGGCUCAACGAGUUCUAGUGGACUGACUGGAAACUAUAUCCCUUCCUUUCUGAAAAAGGAAGUUGGUUCUGCUAUGCAGAGGGUACACUUGGCACCUAUUCCAGACCCCUCCCCAGGUUAUUCUUCCCUGAAGGCUGUGAGACCUCAUCCUGGGCGACCUUUUUUCCAUACCCAGCCUAGAAGCACUCCUGGGUUGAUCCCACGGCCACCAGCCGCCCAGCCAGUGCAUGGCCGGACAGACUGGGCUUCCAAGUACGCGUCUCGGCGAUGAUUGUCAUAAAGCCCUUUACAGGGGAAAGCAGGACACUGUCCCUCAGCCAACUGGCACUCUACCUGCAGAAAACUUUCGGAUGGUGUAAAAGCAAACAAACACUUUGUAGUUAUUCUUCUGAACUAAGACAUUUCAAUAUUCUUUUUUAAAGUUUUUUUUUUUAAAUAUUGAUUUGAAUGCAAUACCCUUUUUUUGUACAAAAUUAUUUUAUUCUAAAACUGGGUCCCAUUAUUUUCUUAAAUAGCAGCAUUUUGUAUAUAUGGAUUAUGUUUUAGCAUUUUAUACAGUCAACUUUGUAACAAACUUUUUAAAGAUUACUUGAUUUUCUUUUGGGGUUCCAGAUAAUAUUUUAUACAGAUUUUUAAAACAGUAAUAAUAUUGAUGCAGUAUUGCAACAGGGGUGCAAUUUAAGACUAUGUGAUAAAGGGUUAUUUACUCAAUAUGUGCAGAUAUUUGUGACGUAAUUAAAUUUUAAAUGUGGCACAUUAGGUACCUCUGACUUUCCUGACUGACACCAACACUAGAAAAAUGAUCUGUUUUUUUCAAUGUCAUGUUAUUAUUAAUUCGAUAUUUUGAUGCCGUUUUGCUGUUCUAAAGUAUUUAUGUAAUGCACUUUGUUUUGUUUUUAUUCCCCAGAUGAAAGAACUCCAAAUAUUUUUUGAAAUUUUUACCAUACACUUUAUCAUGAUUUGAGAUACACAAAUGAAACUAGGUUUUAUCUUGCUCUAUGCCAUUACAUUCUAUUUCUUUCAUUUUUGAAAUCAAAUUGUCUCAUUUCCCAUAAAAGGGAAGAUUUCAAGCCACAAGAUUCUCAACUUAAAGGUUAAUACAGUCAACUAAAUUGCUAUCCCUGCCAAAAUGCAUGACCAAAAAACUAAAUUUCAAAGCAGCAGAAGAUUUUUUUUAUUAUAAUUGAUAGAAUUUUUCAUUCAGUUCAGUUCUCCAGGCCUGGCUAGUGACAGACAAUGAAUAACCUUCUGUCCUAGCCAAAAUCUCAGGGCAAUUUGGGGAGCAGAAAAGAUUUAUGGCAGAGGUUCCACUAAUCUAGGAAGUCACAGUUACCAUGAUAUUAGUGUCAUAGCGUGCCACAUUUCAACUCUGAACCCUUGCGUAGUUUCUUUCAACAGUGAGAACUCUAUUUGUUGGCCACGGCUGUUCCAUUGAGAGGAAUGUUUACAGCAAUUUUGAAAAUGACAAAGCUAGUUUGGAGACAGCAAAAGACAAAAGGUCCACUCUCAUCCACCUCCUUAGGGCGCAUUUGCCUCUCUGGUCAUGGUUACCUGAAAGGCAAGAGGAAAGGUCACCGCCAGAGAACUCGGUAUAAUCUCAAUAGUGUAUUGACUCAUUCUCCCAGGGCUCAAGCUGUUCUCAUUUGGUUCCAGGAUAUAGCAUGUUGAACCACACGAAAUUGUCAAUUUUGUAGGUUAAAAUAAAUAUUGACACUUUGAUAUGGUUCAACCUAUUAAAUUGGUAAAUUAUUACUUCAAUAUAUUAAUACAUGGUAGCUUGAACCAAUUGCCAUAGCUCCCAAAGAGGUGUGACCUAAAAUUGGGAGCAAUGUCUGCUUUGGAGUAUCUGGCUCAAAGAUUUACUUGAGCAAGCACUAUGAUCCCUAGGGGCAGGAGAAAAGCACAUAAUGGAUGUGGAUUUGAUAGGUAAUAUUUUCCUGUUAACAAACUGGCGGCAGAGCUUCAGAAAAUAAAUAUGUAUGUGUAAGCACAACUUGAAACUGAAUUCAUUUCUGUAUUAUAUUCUCAGCUCAUUAUCUAAAGCAACAGAAAAUGUGUUUUCAGAGAUGAGUCCUUUACUGAGGUUAAUAUUUAUUUUCCCUUUCUGUAUUAUGUCUACAAAAUAAAUUAAUCUGUAACCUUACCCAGCUUGCUGGAAAGCUGGGUUUAAAUUGUAAAUACUCUUUAGAGAAGCAAAUGGAUUGUGAAUACCAUAUUCUAGGCACUCUAGCUUAUGUUAAGGUCAUUACAUUUUUUUUUAAAUUGAAAAACCUAGUUACUUGGUUAUUAUACAUUAUAAAGUGGUUUUUCUGAUACUUUUAUAAGGCCCAAAUUCAGAAAGUAUUUCACUUUCUUUCCUUUUACUCUUUCCUUUGUUUAUCAGCAAACAACUUCCCUUGGGAAGCUAAACACAUUUAUGCAUAUGAAAAUCAAGAAGCCUUAUGUGCAGUUGAGAAACCUAGAAGACUGAAAAAAAACAAUGUAAAUUCUAAAGAACUAGCAAAAUCCUAAAGUACUCUUUUUUUCUCCCUGAAAUGGGUAAAGGACAAAUUGUGUAUACAAGCUGUUUACUAUAGAAGGGAAUAGUGACCAUUUUUUGUUAAGUGAAUAUGAAAUGCUGCCAGUUGCAUGUAUUUUUUCAUUACUAAAGAAUUAUAAAAUGUAAUGCAAGACACCAAGAUGAAUGACAAGUUUAAUUGUACCUCCAUGACUAUACCUCAUUUCCAGUCAGAAAGCUUUCUGGGAUACCAGGAAAUGGUACAGGGAUGGCUCUCAUUCGUGCACAAAACUUCAGUUGAGCCAAGGGGCACACAUGUAAAGUGCAGGAAAACUGCACAGGCACAAAAACUACUCUUGGUGUGAUCAUUCGUUUUACAGAAAAAUCUCAUGAAUUACUAAGCCCUCACCCAGCUCAUGUAUGAUAGGAUUUAAAUAGGAAGCAAAUUGAUUUUCAAACAAUUUUUUAGACACAUCUCUUGCCCAAAGGACUAAAUACAUCUAAUAAAUCAACACUAAAUCAUCUUCUGGGGUUAUCCAAAAUUGAAUACAAUCAAGGCAACACAUGUAAAACAAAACAAUUCUUGUUUUUGUCAAGAAUUGUUUCAUUUUUAAGUACAAAUACCAGUAGUGUUGGAGUUCAUGGGCACCGUGUUUUCUCAUAAAGUAGCAAUUUCCCUUCCAUCAAGCCAUUGUUUUGUGCCAUUUAGGUAGGAGAGAAAAAGAAAGACUGUAUGUUUUAGCUCAGUGUAUGGCCAAAAGCAAUAUGCUUAUAAGAAAAUGUUUGACAUACUAAUUAUUAUAUAUCAUUUAAAGCAUACUGUAGCAACUUGUUUAAUACAUGUGGUUAAUUUUUAGAAUUAUUUUUAUAAUUUCCAACCAAAGUACUGUAUUUUAUAUAAUUUAUUGUAAGGACCGUCUCAUGGAAACCAUUGAGAAGACAAACCGGAGGCAAAUAUCACAUUAAUCUGUAUUAUCAAUUUCUUUUAGACACUGUGCUAAUGUGAAUUUAAAAUGACCUGAAUAGUCUUCUGAUCUCAGAUAGCUCAUCACUGGUAGCAAUUUGUCACCUGAUUUGAUUACAAGGGAGUAAGUAAGAAUAUAAUUAUUUAUAAAGCAAAUAUUCAUAAUGAUGAGAAGAUAGGACAGAAAACCACUUAUUGCAAGCCCCUUCUGAAAUAAAAUGUUGCUCUUUAAAUAGUUUGUCCUAAUGUAUUUAAAAACAUUAACUUUACAUUAAAAAAAAAUUCUGCUCCAAAUAAAGUUACUGUUUAAGAAAAA